Molecule: messenger RNA, 695 nt
Organism: Nezara viridula (southern green stink bug)
Lineage: Eukaryota; Metazoa; Arthropoda; Insecta; Hemiptera; Pentatomidae
Source: the annotation of a GenBank genome assembly
UUUCAAGAACGCAAUAAUGCAUGCAUAAUUGAUUUAGAGGAAGAUAAUGCACGGUGGGAAAGUAGCAAGGUAGAAAAAAAAAACGAGUUAUAAAUGAAACUAAACAGUCAGAAACCAUUGUAUUCCUUUAAACAGCUUCUGCAAACACCCCGGUUAGUAAUCACAGGUAAUUGUAAACAAUGUUUCCUGUAUUUGUUGUAACUAACAUUACUUAGACCAAUAUAACUGUGAUUUCAGGAAAUAAAGAGAAUGAGAAGUCUAUCAGUAAUCGUGGUGGCUGUGGUACUAUUCGUAGGACUUUGUCAGGCAGCGACCCGUGGUGUAAAAAAUCUAGCAUUGGAAGAAGCAGGGCCUCGUUUCGCCAAUCCGCAACUACGAGUAUUAGGAUCAGAUGAAAGAAAUAAGCGUGAAGCCAACGAACAAGUUCUCGGUUUCGGCGAUCUACAAUCAUCAGAAUCAUUUGCAGGGUCUGGGUUGAGCCCGGUUGUGGAGUGAUUAGGCCAAGUGAGAUUAAUAUUGUGUUAGAAAGGUCUAGCACACUCUCGGAAAACACUAAAACGAAGAUGAAAACACAGUUGAUGGACGAGAAAGCACAUUUAAGCAUAUUUAAACAUUACACAAAUAUAUUAGUAUUCACUAAUAUAUAUAUUAAAAACCUAUGAAAUUGUUUAUAUUUUUCUGCACAAAUAUACUUC